Messenger RNA from Ctenopharyngodon idella (grass carp), 5020 nucleotides. It is a transcript of the gene sema6ca, whose product is annotated as sema domain, transmembrane domain (TM), and cytoplasmic domain, (semaphorin) 6D. The transcript is spliced from 18 exons. Gene Ontology annotation, biological process: neural crest cell migration; positive regulation of cell migration; semaphorin-plexin signaling pathway. Lineage: Eukaryota; Metazoa; Chordata; Actinopteri; Cypriniformes; Xenocyprididae. Gene Ontology annotation, molecular function: semaphorin receptor binding; chemorepellent activity. Bases 230 to 2959 code for a protein of 909 amino acids. The record is from RefSeq and is a predicted model, not a curated record.
AGUAGCGACUGUGUGAAGUUAAACAUUUCACAGAAACGCGAUGUUUGGAAAGCUGUCACAAUUGUUUUAGGGGGAAACGGUGAAGAUGCUGGAGAGUAAAUGUGGUAAUCCUUUGCUCUCUGAGGGGAUUUGGGCUUUAAAGCUCAUGUCUGACCAUCUGCCCUCAGAAAACUGACAAAACAUGCUUAAAUUAGCCAGAUACCGCCAGUCCGGAGAACAAGUCUGAAAAAUGACUGACAGGAUAUGGCGUUACUCUGUCAUCAUGACGAUGGUCUGUUUAGCCUGGCUCUUCCCAGUCAUCGCUACUGCCACGCCCUUCCCCAAGGAUCUGCAGCCAAUCAGUGUUGUGGGACCGGAAGACUCACACCUGUAUCCCAGUUUCCAGGGUCUAAUGUCACACAAUAACACGGAGCGUCUCGGUCUGGACUAUCAGCGGAUGAUCAGGAUCCAGCAUAUGCUGUACAUCGCUGCCAGAGACCAUGUGUUUGUUGUGAAUCUCACUGCGUCAGUGGAUAAAGUCAUCCCACAGCAGAUUCUGACGUGGAGAUCUACAGACGUGUCGAAGUGUGCUGUGCGAGGAAGAAACAGUGAUGAAUGUUAUAAUUACAUCAAAGUUCUUGUGCCUCGUAACGAUGAGACUUUGUUUGCGUGUGGAACCAACGCGCUGAACCCCGCCUGCCGAAACUACAGAUUGAGUUCGCUGGAGCAGGUCGGUCAGGAGCUGUUGGGUCAGGCCCGAUGUCCAUUUGAGUCUCGCCAGUCCAACGUAGGAGUGUUUGCAGGCGGUCAUUUCUAUUCAGCCACAGUGACAGACUUCCAGGCGAGCGACGCAGUGAUCUACAGGAGUUUAGGAGGAGAGGGGCGGCCCGUCCUCCGUACGGUCAAAUACGACUCCAAAUGGCUGAGAGAGCCUCACUUCCUGCAUGCUGUAGAAUAUGGCAACUAUGUGUAUUUCUUCUUCAGUGAGAUCGCAGUGGAGCACACUGCCGCUGGGAAGGUGGUGUAUUCACGAGUCGCUCGCGUGUGUAAGAACGACAGCGGCGGCUCCACGCGUGUGCUGGAUCGCUACUGGACGUCGUUUCUGAAGGCGCGGCUGAACUGCUCAGUUCCUGGAGACACAUUCUUCUACUUCGACGUGCUGCAGUCCGUCACCAAUGUGCUUCAGAUCAACCAGCGGCCCGCUGUGGUUGGAGUCUUCACCACACAGAUCAACAGCAUUCCCGGUUCAGCCGUCUGUGGGUUUUAUCUGGAUGACAUCGAGCGGGUUUUUAAUGGGAAGUUUAAAGAGCAGAAGAACAGCGAUUCGAUGUGGACGUCAGUGCCUGAAGAACAUGUGCCCAAACCACGUCCAGGUUUGUGUGCAGGUGAAGGUUCAGCGUCCUCGUUCUCGUCCUCUGUUCAGUUCCCAGACUCUGUGCUGUCAUUCAUUAAGACACACCCACUGAUGGACGAGUCUGUGCCGUCAGUCAACAGCCAACCACUGAUCACCAACACCGCCAGCAGGUAUAAACUGACUCAGAUUGUUGUGGAUACGACCGCUGGACCUCAUAAGAACCGCACCGUUGUGUUUCUGGGCUCUGAAGACGGACGUGUUCUGAAGGUUCUGACCAGCACUCAAGGCAACGGCUCACAUGGAUCCAAACUACUGGAGGACAUUGAUGUGUUCAAUCCCACGCAGUGCAGCGGUGAGCGCAGGGUGUUGGGUCUGGAGCUGGACAAGGAGCAUCACGCUCUGUAUGUGGCGUUUUCCAGCUGCAUCAUCAGAGUUCCUCUCAGCCGCUGCGCUCGACAUGCCACCUGCAAGAGCCGCUGUCUCUACACACAUGACCCAUACUGCAUCUGGCUGCGGACGGGACGCUGUGCUGACGUGGCUCCAGGAUUUAAGGCAGGUUUUGAGCAGGACAUCGAUGGUGACCAAUCACAUUUAUUUCACACAUGCACUGAUGUGAUGUCAGCAGCAGGAAGUGAUGUGAACUCAGCCGUGGAUUCAGUCUCUGGAGUGAAGCAGCAUCCUGAUGCAGAGAGUCUGAUCAGCGGCUAUCACUACACUCUUCUGGGCGCGUGUGUGCUGAUGGCGUUUGCGUUGGGUUCGAUCGUGUCGGGUCUGCUGGUGUCGUGUUACUGCAGUCAGAGAUCCCAGCGAGCACAAGAGCCCGAGGCGUCACUUCCUCACGCGCUCUCGCUCAACAGCCUCGCCAAACUCAACCGCCUGCUGGACGCCAAACCGGACAAGAACGACGUCACGUCCUCCCAGAUCUACAGCUCUGGCCCGCCCUGCCGGCAGCCGCCCAUUAAACCACACGAAACUGUGGAGGAAGAGCUGGUCUCGACGCUGCCCACCCCGGAUUCCACUCCCGAGCUGCCAAUCAAGAACUUAAAGUCACUGAACAGCCAAUGGGAGAGAAGCCUCACCCUCAACUCCACACUGCAGCUGUUUCCAACAAAUCAGACUCUUUCUAGCAAUCACACUCCCUCAGAAAACCACAGCGACGACCUACUCGAACACAUCCAGCAUCAGGAUGGACGUGAUGUCGCCAAUCCAGGAUCAUUUUUGAUGCCAACAUCAUAUUACAGUUGCCUAAAAGAGACGUCCGAAACCACAACGCUUCAACAGACUCCACUGCAAACGCUUCCCGAACGGCCAGACACCAUCACAGGCCAAUCACAGCGCAAAGUCCUCAUCAAGAUGGGCAAUGGGGUCACAACGGCCCGCCAGCACACUUUCAACCAGAAGUCAGCGCAGUCGUGCAACAUCUACGAGAUACACAGACCGCUACUCGCAGGCGGCUCAUGUCUGACACGACAGCACAGCUACAGCGAGCCUCCUCACCUCCAGCGAGCGGCCAUCAUCAGACGCACGGCAUCGCUUAAACCGCAGAUCCCCCCUAAACCCAUAAACAUACCCGCCAAAACACUACACCUGCCCUCUGCUGCCACACACGGCAAACACAACUACUGACCUCUGACCCAGCUGCUGUCCUGACUCGGCAAAGUACGACUAGAGGAAAGGUCAGAGGUCAAAAAAAGCAAGUUUGGAAUUGAGCACUAGCAUACUGAUUACUGCACAGUAUAUACUGUAUAUAUCAAACAUGAUCUCAACUCAUCUAUCUGAAUAUCUUUCAGAUAAAACCACUAUUUUGCAUUUUAACAAUUUUAAAAGCUACAAACACAGUCACAUGACUUCAACAUCACCACCAGUAAGCUUCAACAACUCGUUUAGUGUUUAUUUAAAAUCUUCAAGUUGGAAAGUUUGAAUUUUGAGAAUGGUUUGCAAGAGCGCGAUUAUAAACAGUCUUUGAAAGAGACUAGAUGAGUUUAACUGUUCAAUGUCCCCAUCUUCCUGUUUAAUGCCACUCGUAAGCAACCAUCUUUUUCAAGACACGUAAAAGCUUAAAAAUCACGAACGGGUGGCAAUUAGUGAUUCAUUUUUUAUGUUGUAGAAUAAAACGUGAGAAUAUCUUAAGAUUGUUCACAACAGAAUUUAUUACAGGCAUUUAACCAAAGACACAUUCAGAAAACCCACUGACUUAAAGACGAUGGAAACAGUAGUUCAAAAAUACUAACUCGUUUCUUGAACGUCAAGUCAAGUGCAUUGCAUUGUGGGAUACAGUAUUCCAUGUUGGUAUUCAUUUACACACUGUGUCAAGUAAACGUGCUGCAGUAGUAUGAACAGUAUGCUAGUAUGCUCUUCUGAACAUGAUUCCGGCUCAGAAAACGGGAUAAAAUAAUGCAGUUGUCGCAGCACUGAACUCUGAGUGUGUUUGUGUCGCAGUGACACUCUGCAACAGGAAUGUUUCUGUUUUCAUCGAGAGCACCAUGAGACCCAGAGAACGACACGAGCCGGAUUGAACCCACCAAUAUCUCACAAGCAUCACAUCAGACUGACAUGAUUAAGGCAGAGGAAUUAAUGAUAAUGUGUUUGGAUUCAUUUGUGCCUUACAUGGUGUUUGUGAGAGAGCUGAGGUCAGAGGUGAUGAUGCUGACUCUAACCCAUAACCCCCUCCCUCUCUAAGGGACGUCUCCUGGAGUCUCAGUGGCCGUCGAUCAGCUGAUGCAGGACCGUCUGAAGAGCGUGACUUCAUGUCACAGGUUUAUUUUGAGUUGUAAAUGUCAUGCAGGAGACAGAAAAAUGUCUUUUUAGGAGCCUACAAAAAUAAUGCUGACUGGUGAAACAUUUACUUUAAAAUAAUUAAGUUUUCAUUUUGCUUGCAAAAAUACAGAAAAGCAGGUGCUUUUGGAAUAUUUUCAAAAGCAAGUAUUUUCAGGGCCUGCAGCAAAUGUGAGCAACAGGAUGUGAUGUCAUGCUUGUUUUAAUAAACUAUGCAAAAUGAUGAAUAAUAAAUGCUGUGCUCUCACACUAUAGGACAUUCUGAGGCUUUAUUAUUUUAGACACAUUUUGAUGCAAAACCACCAAAUGAGAGUCCGCACUGCAAAAAAUACACACAAACUCUUUAUUUUUAUCAAUAUUUCACAAGAUUUAAUAUCUUUAGUCAUUUUGCUUCUCCAGUAAAUGUUUCUUGAUUUAAGAAUGUUUAGAUAUUUGUACAGGAAAACGAGACAGAAACACUGAGGAAGAACAUUAUUUUUUGCAGUGCAUGUUUGGUUUUCAGCCGAAAUCUGUGACGUUUAGAGUCUCUGCUCGUCUUUUCACGGCACAGAAUCACAGGUCAGAGUUCAGUCCACUUCUGUACGCUGUAAAAGACAAUUUCAUGUUUGUAUACCUGCCGCCCUGCAUUUGUGUGUGUGUGUGUGUGUGUGUGACGCACCCCUCCACUCUGACAGUAGCUCCGCCCACCUGAUCAGCAGAGGCCGUGAUUGGUGCAUUCUGAGGGUUUGUAUCACAACUUAUGUUUUUGUACUUGUUUAAUAAGAGCACUAUAUUCUGUGAGAUGUGUGUGAAUUUCUCAGGUGAUUGUGUGUAAUAUGAACGAACUCACUGAUCAUUAAUGAUAAUGAACACUGGCACAAUCAUGUCAAAACACUUGCUCUGCACUUAAUAAAAGAAACAUUGCUAAAAGUU